GUGGCUUGUCGCCAUAUUGAAUCAAGUGUACGCCGUGAACAGAGUAGGGAAGCUGAGGCAAUAUCCAGGUUGACCAAAAAAUUAAGAAGAAUGAUUAAUUAUCUAAUUUAUAAUCACUAAGCCAAUCUCUCUAUUACUCUUACGCACUUAAAAUAAAGAAUUAGUGUAAUUGCAGCUCCAAAUAAGUGUUCAGUAAGACAAUUCAUCUGAAUUCUGUCCCCGGGCUAACGUUCGGAGUAGACAAUGGCCCUUAAAAGUGAAACUGCAUCGCCUCCUAACGGCAUGGUUAAUGUUAUCAACCAAGAAAGUGGUGGAGGUGCUGAUGAUUUGGAGGACGGAGAAAUAUUUGAUGAUGAUGAAGAUAUACCUAUACCAACUGCAACAGCCAGCCCUCCUGUUCCUCCUCCUCCACCAUCUAUCUCGCUCAUUGAUGAGAAAAGGCGGUUAAGCCCUCUUCGAAGGCCUCUUCCUACUCGCCCUAGGAGGCCAAAAAGAACAAGGGAGGAUGAUAGACCUUUUAGAAACAGUAAACAAAGGAGACGUAGUGAUGAAACAGAAAAAAGAGAAAAAAAUUUAGAGGAAGAUGAUCUCAUGAGAGAUAUCUCGCCACUUCGAGGAACGGAUUGGGAUAGAAUCAACCAUAGAUCAGGUUUCAUGGAUGAUGGAAUGGAUGACGAGGAUGAUGAACUUGGGAGGAGAGGGAGAGGAUUUGGAAGUAGUCGGUCCAGGAGGGGCAGAAAUAAUCGAGGGACUAGGAGAGGGGGACGAAGAGAAAACACUCAAAUGUGCAAAUUUUUUUUGCAAGGAAAAUGUCAAAGGGGAUUAGAAUGUCCAUUUGCUCACUCUCACUGUCAACAAACUCGAAAAUUUGAACUUUGUAAGUUUUAUAUGAUGGAUUGUUGUGCCAAAAAAGACAAAUGUCUCUUUAUGCAUUCAGAAUUUCCUUGUAAAUACCACUACCUUGGGAAGAAGUGCUAUGCCGGUAAAAAAUGCAAAUUUUCUCAUGGAAAAAUAUCUUCUCAGCUGAGGGCAGCACUGAUAAGGAUCUUGAUUUUAGUGUGAUUUUCUACAAGAAAAAGAAGAAUCCAGAUCUAGACGUGAUAGAGAUAGAGAUAGGGAGAGGGAUAAAGACAGAGAUCACCGAGAAUAUCGUGAGCGUGAUAAAAGAGAAGAUAAAGAGAAAUCGGGCGCCAAUUAUAAGUCUGAUCAUAGGCAAGCAUCAGAUGAUGAAGAAGGAAACCGGACACCAAUGCCUUCACCUUCACAAGAUAACUCUAGUGAUAGGGAUUCAAGAUCUCGAACUCCUGAGCUUGAAGACCAACUCAGUGAUCAUAGUAAUAAAUCAGAUGGUCCUUUACCUGAUCCCAAAGAUAGUGGAAUUGGUGAAGACAUUACUGAUUCAAUUCCUGCAGACUUACCUAAGCGACAGAGGGAACUUUAUAAAAGGAUUCAACAACAACAGAGAGAAGUUGAAAAUAUACAGCCUGGAGAAGGUAAUGAAGAGAGAGAUGAAGACUACAAAGAGGAGGAUUGGUACUCAUCAGAAGAUGAAGACAGUAGUAAAAAAAUGGAACCCUUGGCUGCAAUACUCAAUAAGUUGAAGCAAAAACCCUCUAUUCAACUUGUUCAAGCAUCUGAUAGUCAGCCUAUCAUUGGUCAUUCGACCACGUUGCCCCCAACAUCACAAUCAUCUAUUAUUGUGCCUCCUAUAUUACCAGACAUUGAUAUUAAUGCUGUUUCCAAGUUGCUCUCUUCAGUUAGAGAAACUAUCCAACAAAAACAAAGUAUUGAAAGCCAAAACAAGAGUCAAGUAACCUCGAAUUCAGUGGCUGCUCCGACUCAAAAUCAACCAUCCUCAUUACCACCUCUUGGUUCUUUAGUUCCUGACUCAGUACCAUCAGUUGAGAAGAGGAGAGUGAGAGACCCUCGUUUAAGAGGAAAUGUGGCUGAUGAUGAUGUUGAUCUCAGAAUGGCUCCUCAAGGAGAUGUAGAUCUACGACAGCUUCCUUUUAAGCCAGCUCCUGUUCACACUCCGGCGAAUGAAAUAGAUGCUUCUAUUACUUCACAUCCUCCUGUUCCCUAUAAACUAAUUCCUUUCAUAGUGGCACCACCUGACUAUUCAGAUAUUACUUCAAAGUAUGUGAAUGAUCCACGACUUAGGAGAAAUAAUCCUGGAGCCAUGGUGAUACUUCAGCCAGCUCUUAUGCAACCAGUACCCUUAAGGCCGACUCUAGAACCAAGAGAUCCUAGGCAAAGAAGUCUUUUAGCUAAUGACCCUAGAAGAAAAUCAUCUGUACUGCUACAAAGAGAUUCUGAUCUAAGGCAACCUCCUCAGCAUUUUCCACAGCUUGGAGAUGUUGAUUUAAGAAUGCAUCCUCCUGCCCCCCACUUAGCUUUCAAAUAAAAAAGGUUGCUAUUAAUGUAACCUUUAUUAGGGUUUUCUGUAUAUUUUUGUACAUUAUGAAUUGCAUGAUAGAAAUUUAAUUGCUAGGAUUGUAAAUACAUUUGAUGAAGAGACUUUAUUUUGUGUAAGACCACUUCAUAGCAAGUUCCAAACUAGUUGGGUCUGUACACAACUUGUAAUGUAAUUAUUGAAAUAUGUUAAAUAAACUCCUUUUAAGUUUUAUUUUUGUUAUGUUUUAUGGAAUCUUCAUAAACCAUAUGCUCAAAAUCUUUGAGAAGUAGAAUGGUAAACACUAUAUGCUUAUGCUCAAAAUACUUUAUUUAAGAUAAUAUUUUUAAGAAUAAUUAUUAUUGUUUCUUUUUAAUUUAAUUGCCAUGACUACUAAAUUUUUUUAAUGUAAAUAGAAACUUUUUUAUAAUGUAAUAGUAGCAAUAAAUUUAAACGAAAAUAAUUUAUUUCUAUAAUAAAGAUAUUUUAUAGACAUUUAUAUA
Molecule: messenger RNA, 2895 nt
Organism: Nezara viridula (southern green stink bug)
Lineage: Eukaryota; Metazoa; Arthropoda; Insecta; Hemiptera; Pentatomidae
Source: the annotation of a GenBank genome assembly